This is a messenger RNA of Thamnophis sirtalis, 2185 nucleotides long. RefSeq names its product CART prepropeptide (gene CARTPT). The record is from RefSeq and is a predicted model, not a curated record. Gene Ontology annotation, molecular function: neuropeptide hormone activity. Lineage: Eukaryota; Metazoa; Chordata; Lepidosauria; Squamata; Natricidae. Gene Ontology annotation, biological process: positive regulation of MAPK cascade; adult feeding behavior; negative regulation of appetite.
CAAUUAAGAUAUCUGAAGCAUUUCUAAAUGGUUUUGGCAGGAAGCACUGACAGCCAGAGGCUCUGUGUACUGAUUGACCAUAUGAGAUCCAGCAAAAUCAAGCAUAUAGAACUCAUAUAUUACUGGUGUAAAUCAUCUAUAGGCGAUGAAGACAAAGUGGACUGGAUCUUAAUUAUAAUCCAGCAAAACACUGUAAACUAUUGGCUUAAUUAUGAGUUGCUAAUUGGAGUUCACACUUUAACAAACCAUUAUUUAGAAACCAAAAUAGAGAGAUUCACACAUAAUACACAAAAUGACAGUGUAGUUUGUUUGUGGCUAGGUAUGUGAUGUGAACCUGGCAAUUCCGAUACAGUUCUAAGUUUUUGUUAAGAAAUGGUUAUCUCAUAGCUCCUCUUGUAUUUUGUUUUCUUUACCCUCUCAGGCUUCUGUCUGCCCUGAAGGAAAUUAAGAUUUUUGCCUAACUCAUCCGUCAGAUUCUCCCCUCCCUCCCAUCUCCGCCCACCUCCACCGGUACCCGCUGGUGGACUGACGUAUUACAGUGCAAUAAGCUUUGUCAACAGGUGACUCCAACAAUCCGUAUAAAGACUGCUCCGCGAAGCUGAGCUACAUUUCAGAACCAUGGAGAGCUCUCGCUUCUUCGCCCUGCUGGGAGCUGCUUUAUUGUUGCUUGCGGGAAUCCGCGGUCAGGAAGAAGGCGAACUUCAAUCCCGAGGUUUGGAUCUCUAUUCCACCAUGGAAGAUACGUCCCACGAAAAGGAGCUGAUUGAAGCACUGCAGGAAGUCCUGGAGAAGCUGAAAAGCAAACGGCUCCCACAUUAUGAGAAGAAGUAUGGUCAAGUUCCCAUGUGUGAUGCAGGAGAGCAGUGUGCUGUGAGAAAAGGUUCCAGGAUUGGAAAACUCUGUGACUGUCCCAGAGGAACAUCUUGCAAUACUUUUCUUUUGAAGUGCUUGUAAAGUAAAGUCCUUCCCUCAACCUCUGGAGAGAACAGAAAAGAAUCAGUUGCCUUGUCUGAAGAAUUAAUCCUGAGUUAUGGAUGCAGGUGGGUGGGGUGGAGAAUGGUCUGUAUUCAUCACAUACAAAGUAAUGGGUGGUGGGAGGGACAUGGGUGUAAAGGUUGUACUAUUGCUUUUAGGAUUUCUUCUUGCCAUUUCUUCUUACUGUUAUUUUCCUUCUUUGUUCCUGUCCUAUUUUUCCCCUAUAUUUGUACAUCAGUGUUCAGAGAAUGAAUUGAUAUUUCCAAAACUUUAUUUUUGAAUGUAGAUGGUCCCCAUGAAAAUUGGCUCUACAAAAUGUAUUUAUUUAUUUUCUUUCAAAUGCAAACACAAGAACAAAUUAGAGGACAAAUACUGGAGUUAAUCAAAUUAACAAUACAUAGGAAUGAUUCCAAGAUUCAAACAUUUUAAAAAUAAAACACAAAUAUCCAUUUCCCAAACAAAAUACACAUGUAUGCCAAUUGUAAGAAAACAGUGGCACUAUUUCAAAAAUAAUCUACUAAGCCAUUAUUUCAUCUCAAUUUGGUAGUACCUUCACCCAGUACCUCCAGCUUUCUCAGGCAAUCAUAUUUUUGAAAUAAAUAGCAGAGGAAGUGACAGAUUUUGUCUCCUGGGGUCUUUUGAGAAUAAGAUGGAAAGAAAAGCUAGGAAUAUUUUUCCUUGACAAAAUCUGUAAUGGAAUUCCUGAUGUUUCUUUCAGAAAGAGCAGCAUAAUAUGCAAUUAAUAAUAGUAAUUCAAAUAUGUGUCAAAUAGUGACACCCUGACCAAGUCAUCAGCACAUGUCUAUUUCCUGAUGACUAAGUAGAAAGAUAUGAGACAAGUUGUUGUUAACAUUAUACUUGGUUGAUUAGUAUAUGUAUUGAAGGAUAUUGCAAAGACCUACUUCAAAUUAAAAUUUCUGAAUAUUUAUCAUCAGUUUUGUCUAUUAAUAGACUUUGAUUAUUGCCAUAUAGUAUUGUUUUGAGGACCAGUGCACAUAUCAGUGCUUCCAAGCAGCAUUGUUGUUAUAUUAAUUUCUAGGUUAAGACUUUGUCAGGAUUGAGGAGAAUUUGGCUGAGCAUAAGAAAUGAAAGCGUUAUGAAAUAUAUGAGGACGACAAGAACUCCCAUCUUUCAAAAUUGCAUAUAUAUAUGUAUGUAUGUAUGUAUGUAUGUAUGUAUGCAUGCAUGCAUGCAUGCAUACAUAUACAUA